This is a messenger RNA of Pyrgilauda ruficollis (rufous-necked snowfinch), 1587 nucleotides long. It is a transcript of the gene RHOC, whose product is annotated as ras homolog family member C. The transcript has 6 exons. Bases 371 to 976 code for a protein of 201 amino acids. Gene Ontology annotation, molecular function: GTP binding; GTPase activity. Gene Ontology annotation, biological process: small GTPase-mediated signal transduction. The record is from RefSeq and is a predicted model, not a curated record. Gene Ontology annotation, cellular component: neuron projection. Lineage: Eukaryota; Metazoa; Chordata; Aves; Passeriformes; Passeridae.
CACGGCCCCCGCAGCCGCUCCGCCCUCGCGGGCGGGCCCGUUCGGGGCGGUGCCGGAGCCGCGCGGCGGGGCCGGGAGCGGAGCGGGAGCGGAGCGGGAGCGGGACGGGAGCGGCGGAGAGAGGUUGUCAGGAGCGUUUAACCAGGCUCAGCUCCCGACUGGCCGUUUGCACUGGAGAGGAGCACUGACAUGAAAAGUAAGGAGCUGCAUUAGCGCACGCUGCUCGGCGCUGGGCAGGCAGGCGCUGCACGAGUGAGCGCAGGCAUCUGCUGAGAUUGUGGCGUGUUGUUUGGAGCUUUCAGCAAGACACUCCUCUACCGUGAGGCUGGGAAGGCUGUCACUGCUGCAGGAGGUAAAAUAAGAACAUGGCAUGAUGUCCUUUGGAAAAGGAGCGAUGGCAGCCAUCAGGAAGAAGCUGGUGAUUGUGGGAGAUGGUGCCUGCGGAAAGACGUGUCUGCUGAUCGUGUUCAGCAAAGACCAGUUCCCCGAGGUCUACGUGCCCACGGUGUUUGAGAACUACAUUGCUGACAUAGAGGUGGAUGGGAAGCAGGUUGAGCUGGCCCUGUGGGACACAGCAGGACAGGAGGACUAUGACAGGCUGCGGCCCCUCUCGUACCCGGACACAGACGUCAUCCUCAUGUGCUUUUCCAUCGACAGCCCGGACAGCCUCGAGAACAUCCCUGAGAAGUGGACGCCGGAGGUGAAGCACUUCUGCCCCAAUGUGCCCAUCAUCCUGGUGGGGAACAAGAAGGACCUGCGCAACGACGAGCACACGCGGCGGGAGCUGGCCAAGAUGAAGCAGGAGCCGGUGAAGCCAGAGGAGGGGAGGGACAUGGCCAACAGGAUCAACGCCUUCGGCUACCUGGAGUGCUCGGCCAAGACGAAGGAGGGCGUGCGGGAGGUGUUUGAGAUGGCCACGCGUGCCGGGCUGCAGGUGCGCAAGAACAAGAAGCGCAGAGGCUGCCCGCUGCUGUGAGCGCCUGGCCGCCCCGCCCGGGGGCUGCGGCCGCACAGCCCCGGCAGCGCCUCGUGGUGCCACCACCUGCCCGAACCCUCCGCACCAGAGCUGCCACCCGCGCUCACAGGGCGUCCCUGCGACAUUCCGGGGCCGUGAGGGGCCAGCGCCUUCAGCGCCUGCCGCUCUCCGAGGGCCGGCUGCUCGUGUCGCUCCCCGCGUCGCCCCGUUUUGCCCUGAGCUCCCUGGGUUUGCCCUGAGCUCCCUGGGUUUGCCUUCCCCGUGGGCAUUGCUGCGGUGUUCACUCCCUUUCCCAGCUCUGGGCAGGUGCCACAGAAGCAGGAGGUGCCGGUCGCAGCUCACGUGUGGGGUGUGCCGGGCCCUCGGUGCGUUCUGCCUGCGCUCCUGGGCCGUGCAGGCAGCAGCCAGCAGUGUUACAGACUUGCCUGGGCAGUUUCAGCCCUGCCUGAGCAGAGCUGGGCUCAGCUGCUGCCAGCGGCUCCUCCCGGGACGCGUGCCCAGCUCUGCCGGUAUCGCCGCCUUCGAGUCUGCCUCGGUCGUGGGCUUGGCAGCACUAAACCCAACUGCUUAAUUGGGAGAAUAAAUGCAAACUGGUCUUUUAGUAAUUAUAA